This is a messenger RNA of Andrographis paniculata, 1341 nucleotides long. RefSeq names its product protein DEHYDRATION-INDUCED 19-like. Bases 363 to 1022 code for a protein of 219 amino acids. The record is from RefSeq and is a predicted model, not a curated record. Lineage: Eukaryota; Viridiplantae; Streptophyta; Magnoliopsida; Lamiales; Acanthaceae. The transcript is spliced from 5 exons.
CGGGGUUUGCAAUCGGAUCCGCGUUCAAUACCCAAAUCAAAUCAAGACCCGGAACUCGUUGAAAGUUCACAACUUUUUAGCUUGGAAAUUUUCCAAAUCCUCCCUAUUCCUCCUCCCGUUUCUAAUCGUAAUCGUAUUGUAAUGCCUUCGGUGGCAUAUUGAUAUUGUGUUUGAUUUGAUUGGAGGAGGAAACGAGGAGGAAGAAGAAAGCCCUGCCUGAAUCCCCAAACCCUACUCCCCAUUGAUUCUCCCCCCUUUGUGCCUUUUUCCGCACUAAUUUACGCUGAUUCUGACACCGGACAGCUGUGGCCGUUUGGAAGUUCAUGCGAUUCUUGCGCCGUUUCAUACAGUAAAGUUUUGCAAUGGGCGAUCGAUUGUCCUACGAUUUGGAGAUGGCGCUGUCCUCGUAUUCGAUGGCGAGUAAUGAUGAUUACGAUGACGAGGAAGAGGAAACCGAUGGGGAAUACGAGGUGGACGAAGUCAACGUUGAAGAGAAAUCGGAGGAAUUGGCUUGCCCUUUCUGCCUCGAGGAUUUCGAUGUUUUGGGGUUCUGCUGCCACAUUGAUGCAGACCACCGCAUGGAGGUUAAGCCCGGGAUAUGUCCUUUAUGUAUGUCAAAGCUGGGCAUAAAUAUGGCUUCGCAUAUGAUUACGCAGCACGAGAGUGUUCUAAAAGCUCUUUGCAAUAAGAAGCACAGUAGCACUCGAUCUCGUUCAGCCAUAAUUUUACUGAGAAAAGAGUUGCAGGAGAAGCAUUUACAGCAUAUUAAGGAGUCUCCUUCUUCCGGUUCUUCUGCAGAUGCGGUGGCUGAUUCCAUGUUUUUGUCGUUUGUCAAUAAUCCUCGCCCCUCAUUCAGGUCCCAAACGAUCAAAACUACUGAGACAGGUUCAACAGAGACAAGUUCUAAGUUUGACAAUUCAGAAAGAAUCCCUCCAUCUCUGUCGACAGACAAGACCGAUGAGAGAUCAAGGUGCGACUUUGUUCAAGGAUUACUGAUGUCUGCCAUGCUCAAUGACUUCUGAAUAAUUGUAUUCGCCAAAAGCUGCAAUACUUUCGCUAUGCCAAGCUGAUGAUAGGAAAGGAGGUAUUGUUUGCUUUCUCGUUAUGAGUUUUAACCCCGAUGGCUCAUAAACUCUUACAUAUCCUUAGCUUUGGUCCGAAGAUCAUCGGUAGAAGUUAGCAUUAAUGACUCCCAAGGGUUAAUGUACUAUAUAUAUAUCAAAUAUUUAUGAGUGUAGGAGUGUGGUGUACCCUGCUUGCUUUAUUCAUGUAAUUCUUGGUUCAUGAAAAAACACCUAUGUUCCCUUUGUGAGAUAUUGAUUGUUCCAACCCUUGGAUAUA